Lemur catta (Ring-tailed lemur) is the source of this 1198-nucleotide messenger RNA. It is a transcript of the gene C6H22orf23, whose product is annotated as chromosome 6 C22orf23 homolog. Bases 3 to 734 code for a protein of 243 amino acids. The transcript is spliced from 7 exons. Lineage: Eukaryota; Metazoa; Chordata; Mammalia; Primates; Lemuridae. The record is from RefSeq and is a predicted model, not a curated record.
CUAUGGUAGCCAGAGCCGCUAGCAGUCCAGGUCGCGCAGGGUUUCUGCAGGUCACUGGCGCGCGUGCAUCGGGCCCUCCCAUGGCUUCACAGGAGAGGGUGGAGACAGUGACCAAAGGAACGGGGUUCUCGGGCUGCCCCAAGCCAACCACUUACACCCCGGAGACCUGCGAGCUGCUCAGAGUGAUGAUGAAGGAAUCCAAACUGACCAACUUCCAGCAGCGCCACAUCAUGGACACCAUGAAAAGAGGAGACACUUUGCCUCUACAGUGCAGCCCAACAUCCAGCCAGAGGGUCUUCCCUUCCAAGCAGCCAGCCUCGCCCAUCUACCUGCCUCCCAUCCUGGCGGCCCACUCCCACCUGCGGCCCGCCAGCGUGUGCCGAGCCAACGGAGCCUACAGCCGGGAGCAGUUCAGGCCUCAAGCCACCCGAGAUCUGGAGAAGGAGAAGCGAAGACUCCAAAGUAUCCUUGCCACUGGGAAGGACCCAGAGGAGCGGAAAAGAAAGGCCCCUCCUGUGCCACAGGAGGACCCAGCCCCUGAGCUGGACCGGUUUGAAGAGUUGGUGAAGGAAAUCCAGGACAGGAGAGACUUCCUGGCUGACAUGGAGGCCCUGGGACAGGGCAAGCAGUACCGAGGAAUCAUCCUAGCAGAAAUCUCCCAGAAACUACGGGAGAUGGAAGACAUUGACCACAAGCGGAGUGAGAAACUUAGGAAGGCUCUUGCCACCUCUUAAUCUGCCUGCAGGGACAGGGGCAGGGUAGCCCAACCUUGAGUCCACCCCUUUGCCAAGAAGGCUCAUCCCCAGAUCAGCCCAGCCAUGUCAAAUGGUCACACAGCACUGCCCUGGCCCGCGGUUCCCCGGCGCAUACACAGCAGCCUAGCCCUGCCCACAGAGGUCAGCUGUUGGAGCCUCCGCGCUCCCAGUCACAGACACAGACUUCGAGUCUUUUCUAGGGGAAAGAGUCCCAUCCCAUCCACAGUGAAAGCGAAGCCCAAUCCCCCACCCCAGACGUGUGUCUAAAGGCACCCACCAGGCCCUCUUCCCGCCGCCUCCAGCCUGUGUGUCCUGCCCAUUUAGUUUUCUGAACUUAGGAAUGAUUUCAAUUCCUUUCUCCCAACCUGUCUCUAGAUCUACUUGACUUCUUACCACGUUUGGCAAAUGUUCAACCACGAUGAUUAACUGGCAAUAAACCACAU